AUGGAUAAAAUUUGGCACCAUGGUAUUAUCAAAUAUCUGCAGGAAAAGGGGUUGGCCCCCAAGGACAUUCAUGCAGAUGUGGUUGCUACACUAGGGGCUGAUGCUCCAGCUUUAUCAAUUGUGAAAAAGUGGGCAGGUAGGGAGAGUAUUAAAGAUGACCCAAGGUCCAGAUGUCCUGCCACAGCCACUACCCAAGAAAACAUUGAUCAUGUUCAACACAUGGUGAUGGAUGACAGACGUUUAAAUAUUGAUCACAUAGCUAAUGCUGUAGGGAGCUCCCAUAAACAAGUAGAGAAUAUUCUGCAUGACGAACUUAUGUCGAAGAUUUCCACAACUUUUCACACCUGA
Molecule: messenger RNA, 348 nt
Organism: Octopus sinensis (East Asian common octopus)
Lineage: Eukaryota; Metazoa; Mollusca; Cephalopoda; Octopoda; Octopodidae
Exons: 1
Coding region: 1-348 (115 amino acids)
Source: RefSeq, a predicted model, not a curated record